Molecule: messenger RNA, 933 nt
Organism: Lachancea nothofagi CBS 11611
Lineage: Eukaryota; Fungi; Ascomycota; Saccharomycetes; Saccharomycetales; Saccharomycetaceae
Source: the annotation of a GenBank genome assembly
AUGGUGGCCGAGAUUGUGGUAACUGUCAUUGGCCGUGGUCCAACCUUGAGCCAGGAAUUGAAAGACGAAAUUUGUACGCUUCUAAACGCAUUAGAAGAUGUAAAAAUUGAAUCAGAAUCCGUUCUUUCUGUUCGAGCUCAGGAUUAUUUCUUGACCACCAGCAAAGACGCUAGUAGUAUUCGCAAGCUAGUGGAUUCAUUCAACGUUGAUGGCGCGGACAUUGUGGCUCAGGAAAACUCUAAAUUCCGCAAGGAAAAGGGACUGGUAGUGUUCGAUAUGGACUCCACGCUGAUCUACCAAGAAGUGAUCGAAUUAAUCGCGGCGUAUGCACAAGUCGAAGACCGGGUCGCCGAAAUUACUGAGCGUGCAAUGAACAACGAGCUUGAUUUUAAACAGUCGCUUACCGAGCGCGUAAAGUUGCUAAAGGGUAUCAAGACUGCUACGCUAUACGACGAAAUCAAGGCAAAGCUUCGUGUCACCAAGGGUGUACCUGAGCUGUGUCGCGGGCUAAAAAAGACCGGUUGUAAGCUUGCUGUGCUAAGUGGGGGAUUCACUCCAUUUGCAAACUACAUGAGAGACAAUCUGGAAUUGGAUUAUGCGCGGGCCAACGUGUUGGCUACAGAAACCGACUCUCAGUCUCAAGUCGAGGUAUUAAGUGGAUAUACUUUAGGUGACGUUGUGGAUGGUGAGUGUAAAGCCGAGACUCUGCUGAAUCUAGCUCGUGAAUAUGGCGUUUCUGUUGAGUCGACCGUGAUGGUUGGCGACGGGGGUAAUGACCUACCAGCCAUGGCAGUCGCUGGAUUCGGUAUCGCAUGGAACGCGAAACCUAAGGUGCAGCAGGCCGCGCCUUCGAAGCUGAACACAGAGUCGCUUCAGGACGCAUUCUACAUUUUUGGCUACACAGACGACGAAAUUGCUGAACUGUUGAAGUAA